AUGGCAGACCAUGGUGCUGCAUUUAUACGCGUUCUGACUCGAUCAUCAAGAGAGAGGAAGAUCGAAGACGCGACAGACGACGAUUCAGGCUUUUCCAUCGAAGAUAUGGAGCCAAAUGUGGCGGUGGCAUCUCCUGCUCGCCACAACGGCUUGAACACCAAUCUUCGGGAAAUCCACAAUGUGGAAGAUGCCUUCCGAGAUCUUGUGAGGCGGGCCCUUCUACCAGAGCCUGCUCAGGACCCCCUGCCCAGCCUGUGGGUUGAGUGCAAAAGCAUUCCCCCUUGA
Molecule: messenger RNA, 285 nt
Organism: Pestalotiopsis fici W106-1
Lineage: Eukaryota; Fungi; Ascomycota; Sordariomycetes; Amphisphaeriales; Sporocadaceae
Exons: 2
Coding region: 1-285 (94 amino acids)
Source: RefSeq, a predicted model, not a curated record